Prunus armeniaca (apricot) is the source of this 1689-nucleotide messenger RNA. The record is from the annotation of a GenBank genome assembly. NCBI's taxonomy places the organism in Eukaryota, Viridiplantae, Streptophyta, Magnoliopsida, Rosales, Rosaceae.
AUGGCUUCCAAGUCAGUCUUCAUCGUUGCUCUUCUGUUCUCUGUUCCCAUUCUCUGCCUUCAAGGCACUUAUGCUUACCGUAUAGGAGGUGAUGCCUCUGCCUCUGCCUCUGCAGAGGCAGCCUCUGCCACUGCCUCUGCUUCAGUCUUAAUCGUUGCUCUUAUGUUCUCUGUUCCCAUUCUCUGCUUUCAAAGCAUUUAUGCUUACCGUAUAGGACGUGAUGCCUCUGGCCCAAUUGAAGGUGGCUUUGGAAAUGGAAAUCGGGACAGCCAAGGGUAUGGCGAUGAUGAAGAACGUACGGCUGCCCCAAGGAGGAGGAAAUUGGUGUGGAAAAAAUCACUUCAUGAAAAGUUUAUGCAGGCAAUUGCACACAUUGGCUUGGACAACGCUACGCCAACGGGAAUUCUCAGGUUCAUGAAUGAGCCAGACUUAACCGCAAAGCGUGUGGGUAGUCAUUUGCAGAAGUAUCGUAUAUUCUUGGAGAAGAAGGAAGUUGCGGAUGCGGGGGACGAAGACAUGCGUGAUAUGUUGAGCAGGUCAAGCUUCGCACGUGGCCACCCAGAACUACUCUUCAACAGUAACGAACGAGACCAACCUCACUCACAGCUCCUGAACCAACAGCAAAUGGAAACAUCAGUUGGCUCUACAUUUCAAGUUCAACCCUCAGCUGGAAUUGGAACCACCCCACCUCUUACUGCUGCUGCUUCCAACUGCCACGGCUUCAUCCAAUUCUCUAAUGAUCAGCAAUCUUCAACUAGCAACAGCAGCAGAUCCAUUCCGCGCCAGCAACCAACGCUUGGUAAUCGUAAUGGGGAUCAGCUGUUUUUUCAAGAAAACCGCCCGGCAGCUUUUGGAAUGCAACAACCGAGUAACAAUUUUGAAAAUGGAGGUAUGUCUUUUGACCCAAUGAAUAAUGUUGGACUUACCAACAAUAAUACUGGGACAAAUAAUCUGAUGCAAGUAUACCCACUACAAAGCCAGCCAGGGACCAAUAACCCAUUCAGCUACAACCUUGCUACAUCAGUAAAUCAGAACGGUUCGAAUUUUACUCCAAUGUCUUCGAGCUUUGAUAACUUGGGGUCUCAUUUUAACGAUGUGAAUCAAUUCGGAGUUUAUUGGCAGUCGUCGUGUUCUGCUGGUUUUGAGACUGGUGCUAGUUCUGCAUACCAAUUCCCUCCAAAUUUGCCUGACAACAAUGGUGAUCUUGAUCAGCAACAAAAUGUUCCAGUGUUGCCACCCCCAGAAGGGAAUUUUAAUGACCAAUGUGGUCUGCCAAAUAUCAAUGUUGGAGGAGGAAAUGUUGAAAAUUCCAAUAGACAUCUUCAUGAUAACUUCAUGAUGCCCGCUUAUCUUUUCACGGAUGGGCAGGACAACUAUCAACCUCCUCCUCAGCAACAAGAUGGAGGUCACGAUCAAGAUCAACUUCCUUAUCAAGUUGAAGUGCCGGAACCUGCUGCGAACCAAGUUCCCAACCUUUCUGCGGACCAAGUUCCAAACCCUGGCCCAUACCAUGUCGAAGAUAAUCAUGAAACAAUCUUGGAGCCAGGCAUGCCUACUGUCUUUGAAUCAGAGGACUUGAACAUAUGUCUUCAUACUUGUCAGGCAAGUCAACAAUUAGAUUUAGUCAUUUAUUUACAGCAACCGUGUACUUAUAUCUCUUCUGGACAUAUAUGGGAUGCUGAUACGUAA